Leguminivora glycinivorella is the source of this 2443-nucleotide messenger RNA. It is a transcript of the gene Kif19A, whose product is annotated as kinesin-like protein KIF19. Bases 145 to 2307 code for a protein of 720 amino acids. Gene Ontology annotation, biological process: microtubule-based movement. Lineage: Eukaryota; Metazoa; Arthropoda; Insecta; Lepidoptera; Tortricidae. The transcript has 15 exons. Gene Ontology annotation, molecular function: microtubule binding; ATP binding; microtubule motor activity. The record is from RefSeq and is a predicted model, not a curated record.
ACAGAGUGAUUGUUGCUAAGGAAAUUAAUGGGUGUGAUAGUUCAUUUAUCACCAGCUGCAUACUUGGUCACUGCAUUAAAAUAGGCAAGUGCGCGUGUGGUGCAGUGGCUGGGAGUGACCAGGAGUGGCACAACAGGUGAUGCCAUGACGCAGACGAACGUGGCGACGCCGGAGAGCCGAUGCGGGGUGCCCACCGCCACCGAGGAGAAGCUGAUGGUGGCGGUGCGCGUGCGACCGCUGCGCCCAGAUGAAGGUCCCCGCAUCGUUCACGUGGUCAGCGAUAAGAUGUUGGUCUUGGAAGAGGAAUCCGACAGCAGACGAGAUGUGCUCCGCCAAAGACGAGUGAACGACAAGCAUUACGUCUACGACCGGGUUUUCAGUGAGGACAGCACACAAGAGGAAGUAUACGAGGCAGUAUGCGCACCCCUAGUGGGCGGCGCGUUGCAAGGGUUCGCGGGAGCUGUGUUCGCGUACGGCGCCACCGGCGCGGGCAAAACGCACACCAUGACCGGGCUCAUGUCACGAGCGCUCGCGCACCUAUUCACUGGCAUCGCGGAGAGCGAACAGCCCUCAUCUUACGAGGUAAAGAUGUCAUACAUCGAGAUCUACAACGAGAAUAUUCGCGACUUGCUGAACCCCGGGGCGGGGCCGCUCGAGCUGCGAGACGAGGGCGGCAGCGGCGCGCCCGUGGUAGCAGGGCUGAGCGAGGUCCGCGCCACCAGCGCUGGGCACGUGGCUGAGUUGCUAGCGCGGGGGGACCGUGCACGUACUGCUGAGGCAACGCACGCCAAUGAGCAUUCCUCCCGAGGACAUGCACUCCUUAGUGUUACAGUGAGUAGUGCCGUGUCAGGCGGCGUUCAGCGCGGCCGGCUGUUCCUGAUCGAUCUGGCGGGCUCUGAGCGCGCUGGGUUACGAGCGCGGCGUCUUGAGGGCGCGCAUAUUAACCGGUCACUACUAGCGCUUGGCAACUGCAUCAUGGCGCUAUCGGGUGGAGCUAGAUACGUGAACUACCGCGAUUCAAAACUAACACGGCUUCUGCGCGAGGUGCUGGGCGGGCGUUGCCGCACCGCCAUGGUGGCGCACGUAGCCCCUGGCGGUGCACAUCGCGAGACCACGCGCUCCACACUACACUACGCGCAGCGAGCCUCCUCUAUUACCAACAGGGUGGAAAGAGAAUUGAUUGCGACACCGAUGCACCUAUCCCAGUACCGGUCUGUCAUCAACGACCUGCGCGAUGAAAUCGCCAGGCUCAAGCUCAAGAUGAAAGAUGACCGCUCGAGCACACGAACACUAGAAGAACAGCAGCAGAUUGCAGCAGAAGUGUCACAAGAGGAGACCGAAGAGAGCGCCGCUCACUUAAAGUCCCUCCGCGAAGCCAUUGUCUCCACCUUCAAACAACAGAUGCGGCUGAGGCGAAGACUUAUGGAGCUGGACAGCCAUUUGCUGGGACUAGCGUUGGAUGCAGAGAGACAACAUGCCGCGAUAUCGCAUUGGGAGGCGCGAUUCAACCGCCUUUACAAGCCGAUUAACAUGCCAAGUUCGAGACUCAGCACACAUCAGAGCUACAGAGGCGGCACGGGCUCAAGUACGAGCAGUACAGUGGGCAACGAGCGUGCGGAGGCCGAAGUGGCUGUAGAGCAGGCGUGGGCGGAGCUAGCCGCCGUGGAGCGCGAGCAGGAGACCGCGCGGAACGAGCGCGCGCGCGUCGAGCGGCAGCUGGAGCAAGUGCGGCUGCGGGGCGCGCAACUCGAACAGGAGCUACCAGCGCGCAUCAGCAGCGGUCCCGAGCGCGAGGUGCUAGCGCUCGUGUGCCGCGUGCACGAGCUGGAGGCCGACAAGCUCGCGCUGCAGGGCGAGCGGGCCGCGAGGGCACACGAACUCAGGAGGAGAGACCUCGCGCUGCAGAGGAGAGACGCGCAGCGGAGGCUUUCUGACGAGAUUAUUACCCGUCAGCGGCGAGCGCUUGAAGAGAUGGGCAUAGCAGUGCCACCAGAAUUGGGGCAACUGUACGAGCUGUACCAGCAAGAAAUCCACGCCUCCACCUACACGGAGAAUAACGAUGUCUACGCGCAACAUCGGUUGCCGCCCAUCUCCACUAGCAUGUCGGAACUGGCGUGGUCGGAGAGCUCGAGCGGCUCCAGCGCGGGCUCGGGCGCGCUGCCGCUCGACCACCGCCUGCCGCGCCUCGUGCCCACUCCACGCCCGAGGACCCGGUACAGCCAAGCGAGUGCGGUGACCAUGAAGCGGUAUUCCAGCGACGACAGCCUCGUCAUGGUGGCUCCCCGCGCCACGGACGCCGCGCCCUGACUCAUCAAAUAACUUCACUUUUCGAGCUCCGAACCACAUGUGGUAUGUCUAAUUGGUCGAUUACAUCGAAUUUAUCGAUACCGAUUUCUAAAAUCAGCGUUUACAAAAAUAUUAGGCGAGUUCUGAGAUGCUAAGC